AUGGUGGGGCGGUAUGAGCAAGAAGAUGAUUACAAGAAGCCUUCAAGUGGAGGCUAUGGUGGUGGGAGUAGCUAUGGGGAAAGCAGGUAUGAAGAAGAUGAUGAGUAUAGGAAGAAGCCGAGUGGUGGUGGCUAUGGUGGAGGAAGGUAUGAGGACGAAGAUGAUUAUAGGAAGAAAUCUAGUGCUGGUGGAUAUGGAGGUGGAGGAAGAUAUGAAGAUGAGUACAGCAAGAAGCCGAUUGGUGGUCAUGGCGGAGGGAGGUAUGACGAAGAUGAUGAGUACAAGAAGCCCAGUGGUGGUGGAUAUGAUUAUGAGGCUUCCAGUGGUGGAGGCCAUGGAGGAAGGUACGAAGAAGAAGACUACAAGAAGAAGCCUAGUGGGCACUCAUGUCGACGUUAUGAGGAGGAGGGGUACAAGAAGACUAGUGGCCAUAGUGGAGGGAAGUAUGGCAAGGAGGAAGAGGACAAGAAGAAGAAGAAGCAUGGCGAGGAUGAGUUAGAGGGUGGCGAUAUUGGAGAUUACCUGAAGUUGGCACUGGCUUUCAUGAACAAACAAGAUGGGGAAGGGGGGAGUGGGGGCGGCAUGGGAGACUACUUAAAGCUUGCAGAAGGUUUCUUGAAGAAGCGCUGA
This is a messenger RNA of Miscanthus lutarioriparius, 630 nucleotides long. The record is from the annotation of a GenBank genome assembly. Lineage: Eukaryota; Viridiplantae; Streptophyta; Magnoliopsida; Poales; Poaceae.